This is a messenger RNA of Scedosporium apiospermum, 2103 nucleotides long. RefSeq lists its product as uncharacterized. The transcript has 5 exons. The coding region runs from base 1 to 2103 and encodes 700 amino acids. Gene Ontology annotation, molecular function: ATP-dependent chromatin remodeler activity; ATP binding. NCBI's taxonomy places the organism in Eukaryota, Fungi, Ascomycota, Sordariomycetes, Microascales, Microascaceae. The record is from RefSeq and is a predicted model, not a curated record.
AUGGUUGGCGGCAAGGAUGGCAAGGAUGGCAAGGAUGGUAGUGGGAGUGCGAGCCAAAAGCGUCUGGUAGAAACUGAGGGCCACAGCAAUGAACGGCUGCGAAAGCGACUACGUGGGGAGAGCGCCCAGGUCUUGAGUCUGGAUUCCGACCUCUCCGAGAGGCCACAACAUCGACAAGCUGCCAAAAGCCCUCAAAGUCCGGUGUCCCACCUUCACCACUCGCAAUCAGCCUCAAGACCCUCGACAUCGGCGACGCCAGGUCCGCCUAUUAUCAUUGACCUGACUGGUGACGAUGACGAGGAUAUUGCCAUGGAAUCUGCUCGUGAAGAGCCUAUCCUGGACUCCAAAGCUGACGAGCAUGAUUCUCACCAACAAGGGCAAUCGAGUAAGGCCAAAGCACCACUAGCCACUACGUCCAAGUUCACCAUGGCACACGAUCUCCCGCAGACAGUCGCACCGGAUAAUGAUGCCUGGUACGAUACCUGCUUCGGCUUGUCUUCUGUCAUGAAGGAUGUGGAUGUCAUUCCCGUUGAACUCGAGCUAUCCAAGGAAACGGCGAAAAUAGUAACCAUGAGCCCGCCUGGAAAUAUCGGGGCGGCUUCUUCUGCUUGUUCACCUACUCUUCGCCGCCUUCAAACGAGCGCAAAGGUGUUCUGGACGGCCCUCGUCGUCAUCCCAGAGACUCGCCGACAAUGCCAAUACGUUCAAGCCACUUUACGCGUUGUUGUCUACGGCUUGAUGUCCGAGAAGCUGACCGUUGCCAAAAUCUUGGGAAACGGCGAGCUUUUCCUUCAACACCCGUCGCUGUCUGAAUGCGACGGCCGAGUGCCAUAUUUCAACCCGCAAUACCUACUUCGUCCUGGCGGCUCCAUGCCUCCGCUGGAAAACUUGUCGAUUUCUCCUAGGAGUGCGGGAGGCGAAGCGACGACGGAGGUCGAAAUGACUCAGUUGCUGAAGAUCUUCGAGUCUGCCCACGACCCUGAUGCAACGUUCGGUAUACGCCCCAGCAAGCGGCUACAAUCUAAGCUCAAAGAAUCCAGCAGCCGAGUCACACUAAUCGUCACGCCCAAGUCCACCAUCCCCGAAUGGAACCAGCAAUUUGAGAAGUAUCACCAUUCUGCUCCCAGGUCAGAGAAGGUGACAGGAGGCCCUCUAUAUCAGAUGAAAUGGGCAAGGGUGAUACUUGAUGAAGCCCACCACGUUCGCAACCGAGGUUCGAAGGGCUUCUCGGCGGUGCAAGCUCUUCACUCCCCAUGCCGUUGGUGUCUGACCGGCACGCCGAUACAAAAUUGCCUCGACGACUUCGGGGCCUUGCUCAGCUUUAUCGGGGUCCAUUCCCUAGAAAAGGCGACCGAUUUCAAUCAUUGGAUAGCGGACCCAAUCAAGAAAAAGAAGGGUUACGCCUUCGAGCACCUCCGCAGUUUGGUAAAAGCCACUUGUCUACGGAGAACGAAAGAUAUCAUCGAGAGCAGUCUCAAAUUACCGAAGAAGCAGGAGGUCAACACGGUGUUGGAAUUGGGCAAGGGAGAAAGGGAGCUGUAUAACUUCUUCAAGAGCCGGGCUGCGACGAUAGCUCUUACAAUCGAAAAAGCCAAGGGCAAUAAAGCCAAACCACCGAAGUUGAAGAGAGGGCGGAGCAGUGGGAGUGGAAGCAAUAUCCUGCCCCUGAUAGGACAUCUUCGGCGUAUCUGUGACCAUGGGGAGAAUCUGCUUCCGGUGGCUGCCUUGCGAGCAUGGCAAGACAGAGACAUCGAGUCGCUUGACUGGCAAAUGAUGGCAAUGGGGUCUCAAAAGUGCGAUUCUUGCGGGGAGGAAUUGGAAGACGACGACCUCGACGUGCUGGGCCCGGCGGAGUUUGGCUGCGGCCACGCCAUCUGCGCAAAAUGCCUAGAAGCCGACGACAGAGAUGAGAGCCAGUCGCCACAAGGCUCAUGCCCAAAGUGUUCGGCAAAUUCGCCGGUCCCACCAGCCACAACCAAUGGAAACACCGCCGGCGAGUAUCAGCCUUCUAUAAAGAUUAAUGCGUUGCUACAGAAUCUGCGCAAGGAACUCGCAGGAGAGUCGACGGACGGGGAAGGAGGGGGAGAGGUUUCUAGAAGGUAA